Molecule: messenger RNA, 1818 nt
Organism: Fundulus heteroclitus (mummichog)
Lineage: Eukaryota; Metazoa; Chordata; Actinopteri; Cyprinodontiformes; Fundulidae
Gene: c1qtnf6a
Product: C1q and TNF related 6a
Exons: 3
Coding region: 182-916 (244 amino acids)
Molecular function (GO): protein binding
Source: RefSeq, a predicted model, not a curated record
GAGGGAUCAAGAAAAAGUGGGAUUUUCGCUCAGGAAACUCCACUUCCCUUCCAGAAACACAGAGGGAGCGGGCGAAAGCCGCAGACUCAGGAACCUGCCUUCGUGAGGAUCAUUCACAUCGCGCUUAUCAGUCUGCAGAACGUCUGUAAUAAUAUAGAUCUCUGCAGCUAUAAGGAGAGUUAUGCUGGCUGUCGUCCUCCUCCUCUCCUUCUCCUCCCCUGUGGUCAUGGUGCCUCCUCCCAACGCUCCCUGCAGGAAAUGCUGUGACCACUUGUCGCCAGAAGAGGGCAGCGGAGAUCAUCCACCAGUGGGCCAGUUCAGCCACGUCCCAGAGAUCCGCACCUACAUCAACAUGACCAUACUGAAAGGGGACAAAGGAGAUCGUGGGGAUAGAGGAACCCCAGGAAAAGUCGGACACCAAGGCCCUGAGGGGGCCCAAGGCGUAGCAGGGUCUAAGGGCAGUAAGGGUCAGGCGGGGCCCCCAGGAGACCCCUGCAAACAUCAGUACUCCGCCUUCUCCGUCGCCCGUCGUAAGUCUCUUCACAGCGACGACGCUGACCAGGCGGUGAUAUUCGACACGGUCUUCGUCAACCUGGACGGCGCCUUCGACAUGUUCCGGGGCGAGUUCCUCUGCCGCGUCGCCGGCGUCUACUUCUUCAACGUCAACAUCCACACGUGGAACUUCAAGGAGACGUACCUGCACAUCAUGCAGAACGAGACGGAGCGGGCGAUAGUGUACGCCCAGCCCAGCGACCGCUCCAUCAUGCAGAGCCAGAGCGUGAUGCUGGAGCUGCAGCCGGGCGACGCUGUGUGGAUCCGCCUGUUCAAGAGGGACCGGGAGAACGCCAUCUACAGCGACGACGUGGACGUUUACAUCACCUUUAACGGAUACCUCAUCCAACCCAGCGGGGAAUGAGGAAACAAAGAGGGGAAGGCUGAUGGGAGCAGAUGGCUGUUUGGAAAAUAAAUGGGACUCCCAGUAAUUUCCAAAAGUUUUCACAAAGGAAGAACCACAAAGGUUAAUUCAUUUGGUGAUAAACCGACACAACGUCCAGUCAAGGUUUCUCAAACCACCUUAAUCAACAAGCUUUGUACGUCUUAGACAUAAACUCCUUACCAUCUUCCCUGCGUCGCCACAGCAUGAUGCUGCCUCCACCGUGCGUCACCACGGUGACCGCCUCUUCAGGGCGAUGUGCAGUGUUAGUUUUCCACCACAGCAUUUUGCACAUGUUCCAGAAAUCUACAUUUUCAUCGUUUCUCAGCAAAGCAUCUCCUCCCACAAGGUUUGCUGUGUCCCUAACUUGGCUGAGGGCAAACUGCAAAGACGACUUUUUAUGGGUUUCUUUUUGACACUGCUAAACAAUGAAGCUGCCAUAUUUAUUAUAUUUUAGUAUCUUCCAAUCUAAAGAACAGGUUGGACUCUAUCAGAAUGGUAUUAGAAAUUUUGUUUCUGUUUUUUGUCACUUUUAACAAAGGUAAUCACUGUGGAAAAUAGAUGCAGCAUUUAGGAAACGUUAAUAAACUUCUCCAGACAGCCCAGGACUUUCGCUUAUAGACUGUAAAAAUGUAGGAUAAAUGUAAAGUGCAAGUUGAUCUGUUGUCAAGAGAUCCGGCUCGCUGCAUCUUUCUCCCUGAUCCGUCUGCUGUGCUCCUUGGUCUCCAUGAUGCUGUUUGUUCACUGAUGUCCUUCAACAAACCUCUAUAGCCUUCACAAAGUGGCUUUAGGGCACAAGUGUCAAACUCAGGGCCCGCGGGCCAAAUCCGGCCCAUCAAGGCAAUUUAUCCGGCCCUCAAGAGCCAAAAAAGGCAUAUAAUGUC